AUGGGAUUCCCCACAACAUCUUUGGUGAAUGAAUCUUUGGUUUUUGGUAGAGAUGAUGAUAAACAAAAGGUUGGAACAUUCUUGCUUCCUAGCAGUGCUGCAGAUGAGAAGGUAAUCCCUGUGAUUGCAAUAGUUGGGGUUGCUGGAAUUGGGAAAACUACUUUGGCUCAGCUUUUGUAUAAUGACAAGAAUGUGAGAGAGCAUUUUGAUGUUUUAGUAUGGGUUUAUGUAUCCGAAAAUUUCAACAUUUUCAAGAUUACCAGAACAAUUUUAGAGUCUGUAAUUCGCUCGCAUUACAGUUUCACAGAUUUGAAUUCACUUCAAGUUGAAUUAAAUGAACAGCUGGUAGGGAAGAAACUUUUACUCGUUGCAGAUGAUGUUUGGAAUGAGAAAUUUAUUGACUGGGAUCUAUUGCGUCGGCCACUGGAAGCUGCAGAUCCAGCAAGUCGAAUCCUUGUGACAACACGAAAUCAAGGGGUAGCAAGGAACAUGUGUGCUUUCCACAUUCAUUAUCUUCAACCUUUAUCCAACGAAAGUUGCCAGCAGGUCUUUGCAAAACAUGCAUUUGAAGAUGAAAAUGCUCAUUUCAACAGAGAGCUGCAUUCACUUGCAAAAGAAAUCGUUGGUAAGUGUAAAGGCCUGCCUUUAGUUGCUAAGACACUGGGCUGUCUGCUGCACUCUGUCGUUGAAGUUCAAGAAUGGAAAAGAAUUUUGAACAGCAAAAUAUGGGAUCUGCCUGUUGAUAGGAGCAACAUACUUCCCUCUUUAAGACUCAGUUAUUUCUACCUUCCUGCACACCUAAAACAAUGCUUUGCUUAUUGUUCAAUAUUCCCAAAAGGCUACGCAUUUGAGAAGGAAAAGUUAGUGCUCUUGUGGAUGGCACAGGGUUUCUUGCAACAGCCAAAUGAUAGUGGAAAGACAAUGGAAGAGCUUGGCGAUGAGUAUUUCACUGAACUAUUGAUAAGAUCAUUCUUUCAGGCGAAGGGCGGAUCACGAUUCAUAAUGCAUGACCUUGUAAGUGACUUAUCUGAAUUUACUGCUGGAGAAUUUUGCUUCAAGUAUGAAAAGGAUGUGCUCCAGAAAAUUCCUGAAAGAGCUCGCCAUUUCUCUUAUUUAAGGGACAAUUUUGACAAGCCUAUGAAAUUCGAGGCCUUAUAUGAAGUGUCAUCUCUAAGAACUUUCCUACCAUUGAGCUUAUCAAAUUCUACUCAGUCCUCUAACUUAGACAACAUGACUGCCGAAAACCUGUUGCCAACUCUAAAUUGCUUGCGUGUGUUGUCUCUGUCCCAUUAUAAGAUUACUGCAAUUGGACCUAAUUUUUUCAGAUACUUGACAAAAGUUCGCUACUUGGAUCUUUCCUACACUGAGAUCCGCAAGUUGCCCCCACAAAUUUGUGGUUUGUAUAAUUUGCAGACACUGUUCUUGUCACAUUGCUAUUGGCUCACUGAAUUGCCAGCAGACACGCCGAAUCUGAUUAAUCUGCGAUAUCUUGAUUUGGACGAGACUAAGUUGAGAGAAAUGCCGGUCGGAUUUGGCAGACUGAAAAGCCUUCAAAAACUUACAAGUUGCGUUGUGAGUAAGGAUAGUGGGGCAAGGAUCAGCGAGCUAGGGUCCCUUGUGAAUCUCCAUGGAAAAUUAUCAAUCUUUAAGCUGCAGAAUGUAGAGAAUGCUGAUGAGGCUUCUAGUGCUCAUUUGGAAAACAAGAUACAUCUUAAGGAGAUAGUUUUUGAGUGGGACGGUGAGUCUCGUGAUUUACAGAAGGAAAGAGAAAUUCUGAAGAGCUUGCAACCUAAUGGAGGCAUAGAAAAAAUGACCAUAAGGAGGUACCACGGCAGGGAGUUUCCAGAAUGGUUAGGGGACUCUUACUUGUCUAAAAUGACAGUUCUGUGCCUCAGAGAAUGCCAAAACUGCACAUCCUUGCCCUCACUAGGUCGGCUAACUGCUCUAAAAGAACUCCAUGUUUCUGAUAUGAUGAGUUUAAGAAAGAUAGGUCUUGAAUUUUAUUCAACUGGCUCUAUCUCACCCUUGAAUCCACCAUUUAAAUCGCUCGUUACCUUGUGGUUUGAGAACAUGCCAGUAUGGGAAGACUGGGAAGAUCAUGAAGUUGAAGGAGAUGGUAAAUGGUUCCCGUCCCUUGAAGAACUUUAUUUAUUAAGAUGUCCACAACUGAAUGGCCUACCAAAUUGCUUUAGCUCAUUUCGGUCAAUUCACAUCCAUGAAUGUCCCAGAUUAGAAUGUUCAAGAGAUCAACCACUUGAGCACCAAAGUUUGGCUCACUCAUCACCAAUCGCCACACUACGUGACCGUCCCUUCAUGCAUGUUUAAAU
Messenger RNA from Carica papaya (papaya), 2327 nucleotides. Its product is annotated as NB-ARC domain-containing disease resistance protein. The record is from RefSeq and is a predicted model, not a curated record. Gene Ontology annotation, molecular function: ADP binding. NCBI's taxonomy places the organism in Eukaryota, Viridiplantae, Streptophyta, Magnoliopsida, Brassicales, Caricaceae.